Messenger RNA from Triticum dicoccoides, 734 nucleotides. Its product is annotated as E3 ubiquitin-protein ligase EL5-like. The record is from RefSeq and is a predicted model, not a curated record. The coding region runs from base 61 to 549 and encodes 162 amino acids. Lineage: Eukaryota; Viridiplantae; Streptophyta; Magnoliopsida; Poales; Poaceae. The transcript has a single exon.
UAAGCACCUCCUGACUCCCGUGCUUCCUGCCGGAGUCUCCGUUGAUAAACCAAGCCAUUGAUGGCCAGGCGAUGGCUCACGUCUGACGCGAGCGCGGCCCCUCCGUCGCAGCAUUCCGGGUGGGACGUGAACCGGUCGGUCGUGAAGGUCGCCAUCGUCGGCAACGUGGUCGUCGUGCUGCUCUUCUUCGUCGCCAUCGUCUGGCGUCUCUUCUUCUCGGGGAGAGCUCAAGAAGGCGCCACGGCUCCCGGCGGCGGUGGGGUGGUCAUUGCGCCCUCCUCCAGGGAGAGCUCGCCGUGCGCGUCGCCUCGGGCUAAAGGGCUCAGGAAGGAGGACCUCACGUCGCUGUCGGUGUACGUCCACCGCGCGUCGGCAGAGGACGGCGGCAAGGUGGAGUGCGCGGUGUGCAUCUGCGAGCUCAGAGACGGCGACACCGGCCGGCGCCUGCCGAGGUGCGGGCACCGCUUCCACGCCGAGUGUGUCGACAGGUGGUUCCGCUCGCACGCUAUGUGUCCACUCUGCCGCGCUCUUGUGGCGGACGGCGGCUGAUCCGGUGAGGUCGACCCUCAUCGGUGAUCGAUAAGCACAAGUGAUUUUCUUGUUCAUGGUAACCUUUUGAUGAAACCAAUGUCGUUCGCCUUUUUUUUUGAAAAGGGGACUCCCCGGCCUCUGCAUCAUAAAGAUGCAUACGGCCACAAUUAUAUAAAUAAAUAAGUUCAGCAGAGUUUAGCGGU